UAAAAUGUGUUUGACAAAUAAGUUAUUAAUUUUUAUAUUAUGUACCAUGUGAAGUUAAGAUUCAGAGCCGAUAUGUUUCCGAAAAAAAAAAAAUAGAAAAAGCCGAAAUGAAAAUGACACCUAAGAACUCUACAAUUUUAUUUUAUGUUUAAUAACGAACUCUUUGUCAGUGAUUAAGGUUGUGGUAAGUAAGCAUUACAUAUAGGCAUCCCAGUAUUUGUAUAAGUAUAUACCAAUAUAAUAUAAUAUAAUAUAAUGCAUCAAAACUCUUGUUAUCAUCGGAAUAUAUUCUAUUUUAUAAGUAAACAAUUUUAUUUUGUGUUUUGUGUCUCCCCUGGGUCACAUUCUGUCCCCUUAUAUCUUGUAAAACAUUACAUUAUAACAAUAAUGUUAAUUCAAUUACAUAAAAAUAAAUAUAAUUAAAUUUGAGGAUGGGGAUCAUGGCUGGAUACAGGUGUUCUGUAGUCUAGUCUCGUCACAUACGGCAUGGUAAGUUGUGAAACAUGAAUAUUAACACCAACAAUGCGACACACCUCUCUACAUUUCAAAGUGGGAUAUUCUUGUGGAAUAUCUCUUUAUUCCAACUGUUACUUUUCGUAAUCUCCACACUACCUACCUUAUCCCUUAAUGAACAAACCUUAAUCUAAUACUAAUAAUAUAAACAUAAAAUAAUUGUUGUAAUUUGCAUGGUUAUAUCUAUAAAAAGCCAGCUGGUCUUAUAUAUAAUUCGAAAGUAGCUAGGACUGAGGUCAUUCCUUCACUUCACUUAAACGAUAUGAAUUACGAGAACUACGACCCUUAUUUUCCUGACCAACCUGUCGUCGAUCUUUACCUCCCAAUAUGGGCCAACCUCCCAGCUUUUCGGUCCAAACCUGCCUUUACUUGGGUUGAUCAGGAUGGUCCACCCAAUGGUCCUCCAACGACGUCGUUUCUCACUUACUAUCAACUCAAUGACUCUGUCCAAUCAAUCUCUUCCCAACUCCUCCUGGUUCCGUUACAAAGAGGCGAAACCGUCGUCGUUUUAUGCUCCCCAGGGCUGGAACUCGUGGAAAUCAUAUUCGGUUGCCAAAGAGCUGGCCUUUUGACCGUACCCAUUUCUCCACCAGACCCAACUUCAGACAACUGCCACCAUCUUAUAAGAGUCUUAUCCCAAACCAAUCCCAAAGCAGCAAUAGCUCACCAAACUUACAUAACCGAAGUUCACCAAUUCAUGACCUCUUCCUCCUCGGCCACUUCAAAACUUGCAAGCUUGUUAAAAAAACUAAAGUGGAUCUCAACUCAACAUGUCAAGCAGUACUCCAAAACGACAUCUUUGAAGUUAUUCGAUUCUGGUUUGUCGUAUAAAGGGUGUAAUGCGGAAGAUGUGUAUUUGGUUCAGUACACUUCAGGUACAACUGGGAUACCAAAACCAGUUCUGGUCAAGGCUGGUUCGGCAGCUCACAACGUUAGGACGGCUAGAAGAGCUUAUGAUCUUCAUCCCAACAGUGUCAUCGUCUCGUGGUUGCCUCAGUACCAUGAUUGUGGCCUUAUGUUUUUGUUGUUAACCAUAGUCUCGGGUGCGACUUGCGUUUUGACGUCACCCAUGUCGUUUGUCAAAAGGCCAAAGCUUUGGCUUGAUCUUAUAUCUCAUUUUAAAGCCACUUGUACUCCAGUUCCAUCUUUCGCUUUGCCACUUGUCAUCAAACGUGGAAUUAAUAAUAUAGAGAAAGGUCAACGAUGUCCAAUAAUAAUUAACCUAAGUAGCUUGAGAAACUUGAUCAUCAUAAACGAGCCAAUUUACAAGUCAACCGUAGAAGAGUUUGUCAACAUGUUUAGGCCUUUUGGUUUAAACCCUUGUUCUAUUUCUCCAUCUUAUGGCUUAGCCGAGAAUUGCACCUUUGUAUCAACUUCAUGGGAACCAUCAUCAUCCAACUAUCCAACUCACAACAACCUCUUGCCAAGCGCAAAACUCGCUCCACUCCAGGAAUCCAAUAAUUAUGAAGAACUCGAAGACAUGGAAAUUGUAAUCGUAAAUGAAGAAACAUUGGAGCCAGUUGAGGACGGAACAGAAGGAGAAAUUCUUGUAUCUUCGCCGAGCAACGCCUCCGGUUACCUCGGCCACCCGUCUUUAACACAUGAGGUGUUUCAUGGGAGACUGAGGAAUAAGUUAGGCCGGUGUUUUGUCCGAACCGGCGAUAGAGGUGUUGUCAAAGAAAAAGAGAGGUUUCUCUUCGUCACCGGUCGAUGUCUUGACGUUAUCAGAUUAAGAAAUGGCAUUAAUAAUAAGGAAAUCCAUCCACAUUAUAUAGAAAAUUCGGCUUACAAAACUUGUACUAAGUUUCUUAGAGGAGGUUGCUUAGCUGCUUUUAAAGUUGGAGAAGUUAUAACUGUUGUGGGAGAGGUGUUAAUAACGAGGGAAAGUGAUGAUGAUCAAAAGGAGAUUAGUAGUAAUAUUUUGAUAAAAAUAUGUGAAGGGGUUAGGGAAGGUGUAAUGAAAGAAAAUGAGGGUAUUGAAGUUGGUUUGGUGGUACUAGUAAAGAGUGGAUGUGUACCUAAAACUACUUCGGGAAAAGUACAAAGGUGGUUGGCUAAGCAAAAACUCAUUGGUGGUGGAAUGAGCGUAGUAAUGGAGAUGCCGUUUGGCCGAGGAGCAAAAGAAGAAGGAAUACUAGAGGGAAAGGGAUCAAUAUUGGUGAAGGAAAGUUGGGACGAUGAAACUUCUUAUCUUUCUUUGUUGUCAACUUCUUCAAAUCGUCCAUUUUUGAUGUCUCUUUUGUGACAUGAACCUUUUUUUUUGGGAAGUUACGACAUGGUUGGUUAUGAUAAUCAUCUUGAUUAUGAUAAUAUUAUUGUUGAUUUGGCUUGAUGUGUACUGUAUAUUUCUGGAUUUGGUCUAAAUAAUACAUAAA
This is a messenger RNA of Cannabis sativa, 2888 nucleotides long. RefSeq lists its product as uncharacterized. NCBI's taxonomy places the organism in Eukaryota, Viridiplantae, Streptophyta, Magnoliopsida, Rosales, Cannabaceae. The record is from RefSeq and is a predicted model, not a curated record. The transcript has a single exon. Bases 776 to 2758 code for a protein of 660 amino acids.